AUGGCGGCGGCGGCGGAGCCUGGAUGGCAAUGGCGAGGAGAAACAUCGGUUGAGCGAUCCCUGGCGGCGGAAGACUGCGGUGGAGACUGGCGUCGGCGUCCGAUGACAUGUACUGUGAGCGCGGCGGAGCCAUUCAGGACAGAGCCGAGGCUGGAACAGACGCGAAGGCAGGCGCCGGGAAGACGGUCCCACCAAGGAAAAAGCAGCCAACCAGUGGACAUAAGAUGCCAGUUAACCGCCGAAGAAAGGAGAGCACCCAACAGCCAGAAAGAGAACACAGCGGACCUAUCACAGGGUGCUGAAAGCUCCACUGAUUCAGUGGUAACAGCCACCUCCAAUCCGACCACUGCAUCAGAAAGCUCCACUGGCGCAGUGGUAACAGCAACCUCCAAUCCGACCACGGCAUCAGAAAGCUCCACUGGCCCUGCGGUAACAAGCACCUCCAAUACGACCACUGCAUCAGAAAGCUCCACUAGCCCAGCGGUAACAAGCAGUUCCAGUCCGACCACUGCAUCAGAAAGCUCCACUGGCUCAGAAAGCUCCACUGAAUCAGUGGUAACAGCAACCUCCAAUCCGACCACGGCAUCAGAAAGCUCCACUACCCCAGUGGUAACAAGCAGCUCCAAUCUGACUACUGCAUCAGAAAGCUCCACUAGCCCAGCGGUAACAAGCAGUUCCAGUCCGACCACUGGAUCAGAAAGCUCCACUGGCUCAGAAAGCUCCAAUGAAUCAGUGGUAACAGCAACCUCCAAUCCGACUACUGCAUCAGAAAGCUCCACUACCCCAGCGGUAACAAGCAGCUCCAAUCCGACCACUGAUUCAGAAAGCUCCACUAGCCCAGCAUUAACAAGCAGCUCCAGUCUGACCACUUCAUCAGAAAGGUCCACUACCCCAGCGAUAGGAACAGAGAUUCCAGAGCAUCACACUUCACUGAAGUCUUCCAUCGCUCCAAUGGACAACCUACGAAAACUUCCCAAAUAUGCUUUAUGGAUUAUUUUGCCUUUGUGCCUCACCUUGAAAGGAACCACUCCUGUGUUAGGUUCCAGUACCCCUGCUGCGCCUCUGUCGAGUGCUCUAGCAGCAACUUCCAGUGCUCCUUCUGCCUCUACUACAGUUGGCUCCACUAUUGCACCAGGCUCAAGCACUGCUGUUCCUGGGUCAAGUACGCCUGCAUCAAACCCCAGUGGUCCUUCUGCCUCUACCACAGCUGGCUCCACUAUUGCACCAGGCUCAAGGACUGCUGUUCCUGGGUCUAGUACGCCUGCAUCAAACCCCAGUGGUCCUUCUGCCUCUACCACAGCUGGCUCCACUAUUGCACCAGGCUCAACCACUGCUGUUCCUGGGUCUAGUAUGCCUGCAUCAAACCCCAGUGGUCCUUCUGCCUCUACCACAGCUGGCUCCACUAUUGCACCAAGCUCAAACACUGCUGUUCCUGGGUCUAGUAUGCCUGCAUCAAACCCCAGUGGUCCUUCUGCCUCUACCACAGCUGGCUCCAGUUUUGCACCAAGCUCAAGCACUGCUGUUCCUGGGUCAAGUACGCCUGCGGCAAACCCCAGUGGUCCUUCUGCCUCUACCACAGCUGGCUCCACUAUUGCACCAGGCUCAACCACUGCUGUUCCUGGGUCUAGUACGCCUGCAUCAAAACCCAGUGGUCCUUCUGCCUCUACCACAGCUGGCUCCACUAUUGCAACAAGCUCAAGCACUGCUGUUCCUGGGUCAACUACGCCUGCGGCAAACCCCAGUGGUCCUUCUGCCUCUACCACAGCUGACUCCACUUUUGCACCAGGAUCAAGCGCUGCUUUUCCUGGGUCAAGUAUGCCUGUGACAAACUCCAGUGGUCCUUCUGCCUCUACCACUGCUGGCUCCACUAUUGCACCAGGCUCAAGGACUGCUGUUCCUGGGUCUAGUACGCCUGCAGCAAACCCCAGUGGUCCUUCUGCCUCUAACACAGCUGGCUCCACUAUUGCAACAAGCUCAAGCACUGCUGUUCCUGGGUCAACUACGCCUGCGGCAAACCCCAGUGGUCCUUCUGCCUCUACCACAGCUGACUCCACUUUUGCACCAGGAUCAAGCGCUGCUUUUCCUGGGUCAAGUAUGCCUGCGGCAAACCCCAGUGGUCCUUCUGCCUCUACAACAGCUGGCUCCACUAUUGCACCAGGAUCAAGCACUGCUGUUCCUGGGUCUAGUAUGCCUGUGGCAAACUCCAGUGUUCCUUCUGCCUCUACUACAGCAGGGUCCACUAUCACCACUAACUCAACACCCAGUACAGAACCUCCCAAAGGUGCAACAGGACUCCCUUCCUGGGCCAUUAUUCUGACCAGUGUGGCUGUUGCAGUUGCUUCUGUGCUCCUUGUUUGCUUGGUUUGCUAUCUCCUAAGGCCAGAUAGUUUCACCGGUACCUCCUAUCCUGCUUAUCGGGACCACUACGCCUUAAACACUUUCUGAGAUCACAGAGAGUGAAGGAAUAACGUUUCUCCAUCUUCUAGCGAUAUAAGCGAAGCAUCUAGACUAAUCUUCAAUUUUUACAAUAAACGUUUCUGGAGCCACUGCCAUGGAUUCAACCCUGAUGGUCUGUCGAUAAUCCCGAUCUCCUUCGGAGUGGAACCAGGGCUUCUUGCCAAGCAUUUGUCUCCUCUUGGAGAAGCAGAGGGAUACUAAAAUACUGGGUCCAAACAAGUGUCUUUGAAAGAUCUGUUGCAGACUGUCUGCUUGUUGUAUUUUUUAUCCAACAAGCCAAUGGGAGUCUUGGUCCGUUUACCUCAGUUGAGGUCCUUCUAGCUCAGUAUUGAAAAAUCUGGGUAGGAGCGUGGUGGUUCGGAAUGCAAAGAGCCAGGGGGGACUUGGGUUCAGUUCCAUACUCAGCCUUGAACCUCACUGGCUGAACCAGCACGCUUCUUUGAAUGUCUUUGGAUAUCCCUAUGUCCUAACUAUAUAAUUAGAUGGGAAAUGAUGUUACUUGCACUGACUCUGAAUAACAGGGUAGGCUAUAUAAACCUAAAUGAAUACUUUCUCCUCACUGUUCCACAUUCACACAUGUGAGCUAUGGAAUGUACAAUGUAAGUUGGACGUGGGUUGUUUUUUUCUAAUUUAUUGUGGAUGUUGUUAAUAAAGUGACAGUACUUUGUGACAUGUGCUAUCUAAUCAAUUACUGGUCCUAUUGACACGGUUUAGUAUUGACUAUCAUUAUUCCCCAAUGUACUAUGUUCAAACAUAUCAAUGAAGAUUUUCAAUAUUCAUAAUAGCUAUAGUUCCUAAUGGAGCCUUCCGUGGGCUUUUGGUAUUGUACCAAUAGCUAUUAUGAAUACUAUAGCUAUUAUGAAUAUUGAAAAUCUUCAUUGAUAUCUUUGAAACGUCACCAGUGGAAAUGAAUUAUUGAGAGACAGUGUUUGUCUCACAUCUUUGUUCGGAAAAAGAUCAACCUUCGAAACGGCAAGACAUUCCGGAGA
Molecule: messenger RNA, 3446 nt
Organism: Gekko japonicus
Lineage: Eukaryota; Metazoa; Chordata; Lepidosauria; Squamata; Gekkonidae
Gene: MUC22
Product: mucin 22
Exons: 8
Coding region: 1-2445 (814 amino acids)
Source: RefSeq, a predicted model, not a curated record